Molecule: messenger RNA, 3538 nt
Organism: Sorex araneus (European shrew)
Lineage: Eukaryota; Metazoa; Chordata; Mammalia; Eulipotyphla; Soricidae
Gene: PKNOX2
Product: PBX/knotted 1 homeobox 2
Exons: 14
Coding region: 530-1945 (471 amino acids)
Biological process (GO): regulation of transcription by RNA polymerase II
Molecular function (GO): RNA polymerase II cis-regulatory region sequence-specific DNA binding; DNA-binding transcription factor activity, RNA polymerase II-specific
Source: RefSeq, a predicted model, not a curated record
AGGCCAGGGGGUGGCCAGGGUCCCUGGGUCUCAUUCUGCAGCUGUGGGUGCUGUGGCAGGUUCUCUGAGGGGAGUGUUGUCAGGUGCCUCCGCCGCAGGUGGGGGCCGCUGGAAGGGAGCGGACUUUUGCACGAAUGUCCUAGGACAUGCCUGUGGGGAUGCCUUUGGCUGCCAUGGCUGCUGGUCUCUCGAAGUAGCCUGACCAGCCAAGAGGUUCCUUCUGGGCCAUGAGGCGCCCGCGGCUUUUGCAGACAGGACCCCCGUGUCUGUGCCGGCAGCUAGACAGAGCCAAGCCAACCGCAGGGCGUGGCAGAGGCGGUGCGAGCGGGAGGUGAAGUGCGGGCCCGGACUCAGGCCUCCCGUCCUCCAUGCUGCUCCCCCGCCGAGGCCCCGCCCACUGUGCUCUGGCUCUAGCUGACAACAAGAGUUUCCAGCCCCACUGGGAGUGAGAAGACGGAGCUGGCCCCCGAGGACCAUCCCAGAGGCAGCCAGGAUCACCCCAACAGUCCUCCAUGUGAAGCGCCCCAGGAUGCAGCAUGCCUCCCCAGCCCCUGCUCUGACCAUGAUGGCCACGCAGAGUGUCCCGGCCCCUCCCUACCAGGACAGCCCGCAGAUGACGGCGACCGCACAGACACCCUCGAAGGCCCAGGCAGUGCACAUCCCCGCCCCAGCAGCCGCGGCCAGCACGCCCGUGCCCAGCGCCCCUGUCGACCCGCAGGCCCAGCUGGAGGCGGACAAGCGGGCCGUGUACAGGCACCCCCUCUUCCCGCUCCUGACGCUGCUGUUUGAGAAGUGCGAGCAGGCCACGCAGGGCUCCGAGUGCAUCACCUCGGCCAGCUUCGACGUGGACAUCGAGAACUUCGUCCACCAGCAGGAGCAGGAGCACAAGCCCUUCUUCAGUGAUGACCCGGAGCUGGACAAUCUGAUGGUGAAGGCGAUCCAGGUGCUGCGGAUCCACCUGCUGGAGCUGGAGAAGGUCAACGAGCUCUGCAAGGACUUCUGCAACCGCUACAUCACCUGCCUCAAAACCAAAAUGCACAGCGACAACCUGCUCAGGAACGACCUCGGGGGGCCCUACUCCCCCAACCAGCCCUCCAUGAACCUUCACUCGCAGGACCUCCUGCAAAGCUCCCCCAACUCCAUGUCCGGGGUGUCCGCUAACCCCCCUGGGAUUGUGGUGGCGGCGUCCACGCUCCAGCCAGGCAACAUCGCCAUGACAACCGUCAACUCCCAAGUGGUGUCAGGUGGAGCCUUAUACCAGCCGGUCACCAUGGUGACCUCCCAAGGCCAGGUGGUCACGCAGGCCAUCCCGCAGGGCGCCCUCCAGAUCCAGAACACACAGGUUAACCUUGACCUUACCUCCCUCCUGGACAACGAGGACAAGAAGUCCAAGAACAAGCGCGGCGUCCUGCCCAAGCAUGCCACCAACAUCAUGCGCUCCUGGCUCUUCCAGCAUCUCAUGCACCCCUACCCCACGGAGGAUGAGAAGAGGCAGAUCGCGGCCCAGACGAACCUCACCCUCCUGCAGGUGAACAACUGGUUCAUCAACGCCCGGAGACGCAUCCUGCAACCCAUGCUUGACGCCAGCAACCCAGACCCCGCACCCAAAGCCAAGAAGAUCAAAUCUCAGCACCGCCCCACGCAGAGAUUCUGGCCCAACUCCAUCGCGGCGGGGGUGCUGCAGCCGCAGGGGGGCGCCCCGGGCACAAACCCCGAUGGUUCCAUCAACCUGGACAACCUCCAGUCCCUGUCCUCGGACAACGCCACCAUCGCCAUGCAGCAGGCCAUGAUGGCCGCCCACGACGACUCGCUGGACGGGACCGAGGAGGAGGAGGAAGACGAGAUGGAAGAGGAGGAGGAGGAGGAGCUGGAAGAGGAGGCGGAUGAGCUGCAGACGACGAAUGUCAGUGACCUGGGCUUGGAACACAGUGACUCGCUGGAGUAGCGGACAGCCUGGACGGCGCUGACCGCCGCCUCCGCAUGGGCUCCCGGCCCCGGGGGGAGGGGAAGAUGCGCAGAGGGGAGCCUGCUCUGCCCGUCCAUCGAGCCUCACCGAGCCCCCCGCCCCUCCCCCAGAGCUGGGGGGCCAAGGGGCAGCCGUGAGAUCUGGACUCACCAAAUUUCCCAGGACAGACGCCCCUGGGCCCCCGACCCCGCAGAAGGACUUGUCGGCGAGUCGCCCUGCCCACGGGGCCAGGGCUGGCUGCGGGGCGCCCUCCGCCCGUGGAUACGCUGCAGAGGGAAGGGCAAGGCCGACGGGGGCCCACAUUCCGCCCCCAGACGGUUCUCGGCUGCUUCGUGAGACUCAGGGCAGGAGGAAGCCCCAAUGCAGAGCCAGUGGCCGGAGGAGGGGAGGGCCGGGGGUGCCCCCGGGGCAGGUGGGGCAGGGAGCACAGCACCUCCUCCCGCCUGGAGAAAACAGAGGCAUGGGCUCAAAUAGGUGGCCACGAAGUUCCCCCUGGGGUUGGCUUUGGGGACCACUGUCCCCUAUCACUCUCCCCAGGUGGUCCCAGAACUCAGCUCGUCCCAGCAGAACCGUGGGGUGAACCUGCUUCCCCCGCCUCACCCCCACAGACCAGCGGAGGGCCGCCAGGCCAGCUUAGGUCUCCCCUCCCGGGAUGCUCCUUUGCAGGCGCCCCCCAGCGGCCCCCCUCAACUCCAUUCUAUCCUUCCAGGAAGGCAGAAGAAAAAUCGGCAAGAAGCAUCCAGCCCACUGGGAAGCCGGGGGCUGGAGAAGGUGCUACAUCCCUUUUCCCAUCGGCAUCCAGAAUGCGGGGUGGGCCCGGAGACGUGGCACCCCGAGCCAAGUGGUGCCGCCCACCCUGCUCCCAUCUGCACCCCGCCUUGGGCCCUGAACGGGAGGCCCCGCCCCCUGGAGGAGGCCCCGCCCCGCGCCCCGCCCCCCGGCCGUGAGAACUGGAUUGCUGCGCCUGCGUGUGUGUCCCACAUGCCUUCCGGGCAAGGACCACAGCUUCCUCUGUGACAUGUGCGCUGGCCAGUUCCAGCCGGGGCAGCAUGGAGGGGCUGCCUGCACCCUCGGGCCCCUGGGGUUCUCCCCACACACACACCUGGUUGGGGUAGUGCACAAAAGGAUGAUUGCUUUCUUGAGGUCUCUCAAAAAUGAAUGUAUUUCUCCCCACCCCGCCCCCCACCCCACCCCCCAAAAAAGAGCUGAUAUUUAAUGUUUUAAUAGGGAUUUUUGAGCAACAAAAUAUUAUUUAUAAUCCGGGUGAUCCAAUCAUUUUUUUACUCCCUUUUGAUGCCAUAGGUAGAGGCAAGUCGAGCUUUUUUGGCGUGAGACUUUUGCAACGUGCAGUGGGAUAAAAUACAUUUCUCUUUCUGGUUCAUUUUUUUUUCUCGUCAAGACGCACGCGCGCACACGCACCCCCCCCCCUUCCAGGCCCCCCUCUGGACAGGCACACCUGCACACCUCCUCCUCUCAGCCCUCCACCUGCCCGGGGUCCGCACCUCCUGAUGUAUCCACCAAGCCAGGACUGAAUGUGGCCGAGACGUUUUCAGUAAAUCUUAUUAACUACCA